GGCAGCAGGUAAGGUCAAAUGCAGAAGAACAGAGCGGAAGAGGUUCGCUGACAGGUGAAGAAGAAUAUUUUACCCAAACCGAGAACAAAAUGGAAAACAGUAAAACGGUGCUGGUCGAGAGCCUUUUAAAAUGGUUGCAGACCUUCAACACUGCAACACCGUGCAGAACAGUGGAGGAUCUUACCACUGGGGCAGCUAUGUCACAGGCUCUACAUCAGAUAGACCCAGCAUGGUUCAGUGAUAGAUGGUUGAGUCGUAUCAAAACAGAUGUUGAAGACAAUUGGAGAUUGAAGUUGAACAAUUUGAAAAAAAUCCUUCAGAUGGUGGUUGACUAUUACAACGAGGUUUUAGCUCAAGAAAUCUCAGACUUUCCUUUGCCAGAUGUGUCUCUGGUGGCAGAGCACACAAACCUGGAGGAGCUGGGAAGGCUGUUGCAGCUUAUACUGGGCUGUGCUGUCAGAUGUGAGCGCAAACAAGAAUACAUUCAGAUCAUCAUGACAUUGGAGGAGUCUGUGCAACAUGUGGUCAUGACUGCAAUCCAGGAGCUGAUGAGCAAAGACUCUACAGCCCCAACAGGAGCAGAGCUGCCAGGGGUCUUGGAACAGCAGCUGAAAAAAGCCCUUGAAGAGCUUUCUGAACUUCAGCUGGAAAAGGAGGCAUUAUCCCAACGCUGUCAAGAGCUGGACAUGCAGGUGGCUGUUCUUCAAGAGGACCGGAACAGCUUAUUGGCUGAGAAUGAUGUCCUAACAGACCGAGCCGAUCAUCUGGACACGUGUGAAGAUCCAAGCUUGGUCUCAGGCAGAAAACACAACCAGUUACAGCAACAACUCGAGACUCUGCAGGAAGAGAACUUCAGGUUGGAGGCAGCCAAAGAUGAUUACCGGAUCCACUGUGAAGAGCUGGAGAAGCAGCUAAUUGAGCUUCAGCAUCGUAAUGAUGAGCUCACCAGCUUAGCAGAGGAGUCACAGGCUCUCAGAGAUGAGCUGGAUGUUAUGAGGAACUGCUCAGAUCGGGUAGUGAUGCUAGAGGCUUCAGUGGAGACCUACAAGCGUAAGCUGGAGAGUCUUGGUGACCUGAAGAGGCAGAUGAAGAUGUUGGAGGAGAAUAACAUGACCUACAUGCAAAACACCGUCAGCCUGGAGGAGGAGCUGCGUAAAGCAAACGCUGCCCGUUCACAGCUGGAAUCAUACAAAAGACAAGUCCAGGAGCUUCACAGGAAGUUGUCUGAGGAGACGAGGCGAGCAGACACUAUGGCUUUUGAAAUAAAGAAGUUGGAGGAAAAACACGAAGCUGUGAUGAAAGAAAAAGAGAGGAUCAUCAUUGAGAGAGAUUCUCUCAAAGAAAUUAAUGAGGAGCUUCGAUGCGCUCAAGCUCAGGAGCAUCAACUCUACCAAGCAGGGAUGCUUCCUUCUGGCAGCCCAAGCCAUGAAAACCUGGCAGCUGAGCUUUUGCCUGUUGAAUACAGAGAAAAGUUCAUCAGACUGCAGCACGAGAAUAAAAUGCUGAGGGUGCAGCAGGAGGAAUUCGAGCAGGAGAAGAUUUCCACCCUGCAGGCCCAGCUGGAAGAAGCAGAUAAGACUCACAGUGAACUGAAAACUGAGAACAGACUGAGUCAAGAGCGAGUCAGUGAGCUGCAGCAGCAGGUUGAAGAUCUCCAGAAGGCUCUGCAGAUUCAGGCAAUCAAACCGGACAAUUCAAAUCUGAAAAGGAAACUGGAUGCUCACAUGGUCCAGCUGAAUGAGGCCCAAGAUGAAAUCAUGAAGAAGAAAGAGCUGCUGGAGGAUCUUCAGCCUGACAAAACUCAGACUUCUCUGAAGCUGGAAGAACUUACGGCGGCUCUGAAGAAAAAGGAUGACGACAUGAAAGCCAUGGACGAGAGGUAUAAGAUGUACCUGGAAAAAGCUCGCAAUGUCAUACGAGCCUUGGACCCAAAGCUGAAUCCUGCCACUGCUGAAAUUCAAGCUCUGAAAAACCAGUUAAAAGACCGAGACAAACACAUUCUUAACCUUGAACGUCAGUGUGAGCAGGCCAAGUUAAAAGAGUAUGAGGAAAAGCUGAUUGUCACUGCCUGGUAUAAUAAGAGUCUGAGCUUUCAAAAGUUGGCUAUGGAAACCCGUCUUGCAAGCCGCACCUCCUCUGGGCUCUCCCCCAGUCAUUCCUUCUUGUCACAGCAGCGCCAAGUCUCCAACGCCCCACGCAGAACUGCUUCUAUCAACGUGCCUACCUCCACCUCCAAGUAGACUGUGUCAUAGCACCACAUUAUUCAGACAAGACACAAAUGCACAAACCUUCAAACACAUGAGCACUCAAGUGACCUUAUGCACACCUGCUGUCAGCCUUUGAGGAGGGGUCAGGGUUAUUAGAGUUGGAUGAAUGAGCACUUAUCAACAGGAACCCGAGCUUAAAGUGUAAUGAAGUUUUACUCCACUGCAGGACAUUAACUCACCAGCCAAAGCAACACGUGCUGCCCUACGCAUGGUUUUUUAGUGAAUGUCCACUCUGCUCAGUGAUUUUAGCUUUUCCCCUGCACAUAGAGUGCAAUAAUAACCAAUUUAACUUUGUCUCCUUCAUAUAUACACAGUAAUAUAGAUGUAUUUAAUCAGGAAUGAAGAAGAGCACAUAUGUAUGCAAAUGUGUAAAUGUUUUUUUUAAGAAUAUGAACCUGUUAAAUUAAUAUUGUGUAUUGGAAGAGGUGAACUGAAUACAAAAGCCAGCUAA
This is a messenger RNA of Nematolebias whitei (Rio pearlfish), 2718 nucleotides long. It is a transcript of the gene hook1, whose product is annotated as hook microtubule-tethering protein 1. Gene Ontology annotation, molecular function: microtubule binding; dynein light intermediate chain binding. The transcript is spliced from 22 exons. The record is from RefSeq and is a predicted model, not a curated record. Gene Ontology annotation, cellular component: centrosome; cytoplasm. Gene Ontology annotation, biological process: cytoskeleton-dependent intracellular transport; cytoplasmic microtubule organization. Lineage: Eukaryota; Metazoa; Chordata; Actinopteri; Cyprinodontiformes; Rivulidae. The coding region runs from base 90 to 2240 and encodes 716 amino acids.